AGCGCCGAUCCCAGCAGUCCGCGCCGACCACCGAUAAAGUCACGCGUGUGCCGUCUUCUGCGCUUCUUCCGCCGGGAUUCCCUCUCGGCUGCUUCGGCUCGAACCGCUCCGACCCUCCGGGCGCGCCUCGCCCGCACAUAGCCGCGCACCCCCAGGGGGGGGGGAGCCCCAGCCGAGUGCCCGCGGCGACCGCGCGCCCGCUCGCCGACGUCACCGCGGAGAGCUCGCCGAGAGGCCGACGCGGCCCGCCUGCCUGGCGCACGGCCCGCGCCAUGACGUGCCUCGGCAGGAUCGUGGAGGACAUGUGCGGCGGCCCGCGCUCGCGGGAGUCGCCGGGGAGUGCUCGGCGCCUGCGCGACCCGUCCGACACGUGGGUCCCCGGCAACCCGGGCCGCCUGGAGAGCCACUACGCCCUCAAGGCCCGUGGUCAGCUGGCCAGCCUCGGCAGAGGAGGAAGAUCGAGGCCUUCUCAGAAGGCGGCGGGGCUUCUCAGGAGGCCGAGGCACUUCCGAGCUUGCCCGCCCCCUCUCAGUUUCCCCCCUCGCUCGCCGCCGAC
Messenger RNA from Prorocentrum cordatum, 556 nucleotides. The record is from the annotation of a GenBank genome assembly. Lineage: Eukaryota; Dinophyceae; Prorocentrales; Prorocentraceae.